Messenger RNA from Prorocentrum cordatum, 595 nucleotides. NCBI's taxonomy places the organism in Eukaryota, Dinophyceae, Prorocentrales, Prorocentraceae. The record is from the annotation of a GenBank genome assembly.
UGCGCGUUCGCCGCGGGCGUCGCCGUCGGCGCAGCGCGCCGCUCUCGCCGCGCGCCCAGGGGGCAGGCGGCGGUGCGCCCGCGGUCUGCCGGGCAGGUCGUCCGCGGUGGAGGGGCGGGGGGGGUUGGAGGGCACCCUCCUACCCCCACCCCUCCCGAAGGAGAAGGAGGAGGAGGAGCAGGAGGAGCAGGAGGACGGUGAGAGGGGAAGCGAGGAAGGCGCGCGCCCCCGAUCACACCUCCCAUAUUCUGUCGUGCACUCCCGCCGCGCGGUCGGCAGCGGGUCUGGAGUCGCAUUUGCACGCUGCUACUGCUCGCGGCCCAAUGCCACGACGGACCCACCGGAUGUCAAAUCGGCUUGUACCGGGAGAAAACUGCUGUCGGUGGCGGCAGGAGCAUCGCGAGGCGGCCCGACGCCGUGCAGGGCCUUCCAGGAGCGGAGGCGUCUGAGGCCGCGCGCGGCGCCCCCCCGCGCAGCGAGCGCGGACAGCAGCAGCACGCAAGGUGCAAGGCCUCGACACCACACGUGUGGGGGAGGCGCUGCCGCUCCCUGCGAGAGGUGGUAGGGCCGGGCCCAGGGGGAGCUAGGAGGCAAC